AUGAGGAUUUUAGCUAAUACAUUUGCAGUAUUACUGGCUCUUGGUGACUUGGUGUCCGUCAAUGCCGCCGAUGGUCAGACCCAGCAAGUCGAACAGUUGUCGUGGCAAGUACGUCAUAUGAAAGAAGAGCAUGGUUUUGACCAAUUUGACGCUUUGUCCUUCUUCACACUUCAUGAUUCGGAUGGAUCGAAAACUUGGACAUCUAAUGAUAUUCUCAACUUGUAUGGCUUGCUAAAUGAUAAAGUUGUGGGUGAUGGCACUGGUAUGGGAAAGCAUGAAGAAACCGAGAAUAUUCCUCAAUCCACUAAAGAUCAUGUACUGAAGACUGUUCUGGGCAUGAUAGAUACGGAUAAUGAUGGGAUUAUUUCUUUAGAAGAAUGGCGCAUUUUCACCGAGCGUGGUGGCGAAUUACCCGAUUUUGGACUAGGACCGGGUCACCACGGCGAUUAUGAGUACGAGUAUGAAGUUCACCAUUGGCUGGAGCACCACGCUAAAGACGACCCCGACGUAAAGAAUGUACAUCCUGAAGAUAUUGAACAUGAAAAUCUAUUUCAUGCUCAUGAGCAUGGCGAUGACGCUAAGAAUCAUGAGGGUUCUUGGGAAAAGGUACAGAAUAUUCCACUUAAAUAUAGGAAACAAUAG
Sugiyamaella lignohabitans is the source of this 642-nucleotide messenger RNA. It is a transcript of the gene SSP120, whose product is annotated as Ssp120p. Gene Ontology annotation, molecular function: calcium ion binding. The transcript has a single exon. Gene Ontology annotation, cellular component: endoplasmic reticulum-Golgi intermediate compartment; extracellular exosome. The record is from RefSeq and is a predicted model, not a curated record. Bases 1 to 642 code for a protein of 213 amino acids. Lineage: Eukaryota; Fungi; Ascomycota; Dipodascomycetes; Dipodascales; Trichomonascaceae.